This is a messenger RNA of Morchella sextelata, 2166 nucleotides long. RefSeq lists its product as uncharacterized. The record is from RefSeq and is a predicted model, not a curated record. Gene Ontology annotation, molecular function: translation initiation factor binding; guanyl-nucleotide exchange factor activity; translation initiation factor activity. The transcript is spliced from 6 exons. Lineage: Eukaryota; Fungi; Ascomycota; Pezizomycetes; Pezizales; Morchellaceae. Gene Ontology annotation, biological process: biosynthetic process. Gene Ontology annotation, cellular component: eukaryotic translation initiation factor 2B complex. The coding region runs from base 1 to 2166 and encodes 721 amino acids.
AUGAGUAAUCGCAAAGAAAAGAAAGCUACCCCCGCCAACUCCGGAGGAAAGAAGCGGGAAGGAGACGCAAGAGAAAUCCAUCGUCUUCAGGCAGUUAUCCUCACAGAUGGAUUCGAAAACAGAUUCAGACCCCUCACCCUCGAAACUCCCAGAUGCCUACUUCCUCUAGCAAACACCCCGCUCAUCGAUUACACACUUGAAUUCCUCGCCUUUUCUGGCGUGGAAGAUGUCUUUAUAUAUGCAUCUAGCCAUGCUGAGAAAAUCGAAGAAUACAUCCGAGGUUCAAAAUGGAACCAGCCGUCAUCUCCAAUAAAAAACUGUCAAAUAAUUGUGUCGCCUACAAGUACCUCAGUCGGCGAUGCCAUGCGUGAUCUGGACCAGAAGCAGGUUAUCACACACGAUUUCUUGCUUAUACAUGGGGAUUUUAUCGGCAACUUGUCACUGGAUAGUGUUUUAGAGGAGCACAAUAAGCGACGUGCAAUCAGUAGUAAAGCUAUCAUGACUAUGGUUUUGAGAGAAGCAGGAACCGCACAUAGAAGCAAAACCAGAAGCGAAACUGGAAUUUUUGUGAUUGAGAAGGGGACAAACAGAUGUGUUCAUUAUGAAGAGGUUGGCACCAAGGAUGGGGACAUGACAUUGUUGCCUACAUCUCUGAUCAAGGCCCACUCGGAACUUCAAAUACGCUCCGACCUUCUCGACUGUUCUCUUGACAUUUGUGCACCCAAUGUUCCGGUCUUAUAUACUGAGAACUUUGAUUAUCAACAUCAUCGUCGUGACUUUUUAAAUGGUGUCCUUAGAGAGACUGAUCUUUAUGAGAUGUCCAUCCACGCUCAUAUACUAUCUGAUCAGUAUGGAGCCAGAGCCAGGAGUCUCCAGACAUACGACGCCAUCAGCAGAGAUAUCACCAGUCGCUGGGCAUAUCCCUUAUGUCCGGACAGCAAUCUUGGCAUAGACCAGACCUACAGUCUGAAAAGAGGAAAUAUCUACGUCGAGGACGACGUCUCAUUGGCAAAAUCUACAAUCAUCAAUCGUAUGACUAUCCUGGGUUCUGGUACUAGAAUUGGGGAGAACACUGUUGUGGGACAGAGCGUUAUCGGCAGGAAUUGUGCGAUUGGAGACGAGAUAGAGAUAGAAUGUGCACACAUCUGGGAUGGGGUGACUAUCGGUGAUGGUUGUAAGAUCAACAACGCAAUUAUUGCAAACAACGUCACAUUGGGGAAUAGAUGCAUCAUUCAACCAGGUUCUAUCAUAUCGUAUGGAGUCAAAAUUGCAGGUGGAACAACCGUGAGGGCUGGUAGCAGGAUAUGCAACUCCAGUAGUAAGAGAAAUGAUGAUGAUUCUGAUGAUGAGAAACGAACGGAUGAAGAUUUGGUUGGGAUUGGUGGUAUUGGAUUCGAGUAUGAGGGCUCGGACGAUGACGAUGAUGAUGACGGAUUGGAGGGCUCGUUGCGUGACGGAUUAGUAUUUAAUAUGAAUCAUUCUAAUCUUUCUGAUUCCUCGAUAUCUACUAUAUCGGAUGACGAAGACGACUCAGAGGACGACAUGCCCGGCUUAAAAGCAAGGCUAGCUCGCUCGGACUCUGUCACUACCGCUGGAUCCGAAGACAAUGAUGAAGCGGAGUCGUGGCAUAAAGAAGCUUCUCAGUCACUAUUUUCUGCUGUCGAGGGUGACCACCCCGUUGAAGUUGCCUCACUCGAGCUUAAUGGUUUGCGCAUGUCUGCCAAUGCCUCAUGGCAUCAAGUUCGUCGAGCUGUCGUCACAGCACUCGUUGCCCGUGUUGAACAGCUAGUUUCCAAAGCCUCUAAGACAAUUGCGGCGGCCACUGAAACUGUUUUCACACGAUGGAGCCCACUUAUCAAAAGGACAAUCUUUGAGCGAAAGGAUCAAGUAGACUUUUUGCUCAUAGUGCAGAAAGAGUGUGUCGACAAAAAGCAGGGUCCCGCACUUCUCUUUGCCAUUUGCCAAAAAAUGUUUGAAGCAGAUUUGGUCGAAGAAGUUUCAGUCAAUGCUUGGUGGGCGGAUGAGAGGAGUAGCACUGAUGUUGGCGGGAUGGCAAAUGUUAGGAAAGUUACCAAGGCCUUUGUCGAGUGGCUAGCUGAAGCGGAGGAGGAGAGUUCUGAAGAGGAAGAUUCCGAAGAGGACGACGAGGACGACGAGGAAGAAUAG